CCCUUCCUGACACAUUCUCCCCUUACUACACAGGUGAAAAUAGCUGCAAUUCCACAGACAAGCUUCGCUCCAAAAGGGCUUGUGUGUUUGGCCACAACACCACGUAUCCACCAUCUUAUUUUUCUUUUAUUAAUUUUUAAUCCUUUUGCAAAUACCUCAGUGUUAACUGCUGCCAAGUCCAACGCUACCCCUUGGAACCAGAAGAAGCCCAAGCAGUAUUGCAAAUCUCCUACCUCCACACCUGCUGGAACCAACUGGAGAAGAACCUUUCUGAGCUCUCUGUGCCUUUCAGGCAGGCAGGGCGGGGCAUGGCUUGAAGGCAGAGCCACCAAUAAAAGCCUCCCCAGAGGCUGCUAUGCACCUCUCUGACCCUAUCGAGCUCCUCCGCUCAAAAAAAAAGCUGUGCUCGUCAGUGGCCAGCUCUGGACACAGAUUAACCACCACUCCGUGCUGGCCCGCACAGUCCCACGCCAGGACUCCCUCCGCCCUCCCUGCCUCCCCCUCAGCUGUGGCCGGCAGCUGCCCAGGGCUGCUCCAGCUCCCCAGCUCUGCCCUUUCACAACACGAGGCUUCGGCUACAGGGACAGCAGCUUCCCUCCACCCUGCUGCAGCGACAGCAACAGCUCUGCUAAGACCACAUGGCCACUUCUGGAAAGGUUAUCAGAUGCAGAGCUGCUGUUGCCUGGGCUGUAGGCAAACCACUGUCUAUUGAAGAGGUGGAGGUUGCACCUCCAAAGGCAGGUGAAGUCCGUGUCAAGAUUGUGGCCACAGGCAUCUGUCGCACCGAUGACCAUGUUUUGCAAGGUUGUUUUCCUAACAUGAAUUUCCCAGUUAUCCCAGGCCAUGAAGGAGCUGGGAUUGUGGAAAGUGUUGGAGAAGGAGUGAGCUCUGUGAAACCAGGUGACAAGGUUAUCCCUGUUUGCCUUCCACAGUGUGGGGAAUGCAGCUUCUGCCUGAAUCCUGAAUCCAAUUACUGCCUGAAGACCCACUUCUCUGAAUCACAAUGCCUGCUGCCUGACAAGACCAGCCGGUUCACUUGCAAGGGCAAGCAGAUCCACCACUUCUUGUGGGUCAGCACCUUUGCAGAAUACACCGUGAUCCCAGAGUACACCGUUGCCAAGAUAGAUGCUGCUGCACCUCUGGACAAAGUCUGCUUGCUUGGCUGUGGGUUUUCCACAGGCUACGGAGCUGCCAUCAACACUGCCAAGGUAAAACCAGGCUCCACCUGUGCUGUCUUUGGUGUUGGAGGAGUUGGCCUCCCUGUUGUCAUGGGCUGCAAGGCGGCUGGAGCUUCCCGCAUCAUUGCCGUUGAUAUCAACAAGGACAAGUUGGCCAAGGCCAAGGAGCUGGGAGCCACCGACUGCAUUAGUCCUCAAGACUUCAAGAAGCCCAUCCAGGAAGUGAUCACUGAGAUGACCGGCCAUGGUGUGGACUACUCCUUUGAGGUCAUUGGGCAUGCAGAUACCAUGAUUGCUGCCCUGGCUUCCUGCAAUAUAAACACUGGUGUCUUUGUGAUGAUUGGGGAAGUGGAUGCUGGUUCAUCAGUUUCCGUUGAUCCUACGCUUCUGCUGACUGGGCGUACAUGGAAGGGGUCACUGCUUGGAGCAUUCGCAGCAUCCUGCUCUUUUGAAGGACACAGGAGGCCUAGUGGAGGGAGAGAGCAGCAGACCACCUCCAUUCUUGCCCAGCACUUCACGUUGUGGGGUGUGAGAAGACAAGAGCGAGGAACUUGCCAGUGUUGGUGCCACUGUCAGUGCUUCCAUGCCCUGCCAAGAUCCAGGACAUCACUCCCAAAAAACACUUUUACCAAUAAAGGUUCAAACUUGUGCCAUGCAGUGCACUCAGUCAACAGAGGUUCUGUGGGGCAGGAGGAGCCUCAUACCACUCUCCCAUCACACCUCUUGUCUCACCAAGCAAGCAACAGCCUUUGCCUCCUCCAUUGCUGCUGCUUCCCACCUCACCUGCCUUACACACAUCUCUGCCCCCAUCUCAGCUUUGUGAAUGCUGCUACCUCAACUAAAAUACGGGAAGGAAGCCACAGCUGUAGCUGCUGAUCUGUGGUUCUCUGGUCUCUGUCUCAGGACCACAAUGUGUUUUGCUACAAGAGGUUAUCCUGUGGUAAAACCUGUCACUAUAGCACCCUUCAUUUAAACAUGAGGUUUUCUUAUCACAUUACUUUUUCCUAUUCUCUCCUAAUUUUCCCUUCUUCAAUUAAUAUUUGUUCUGUUUACAUUCUCUGGGCUCUUGAGCUCAGUCUGGUGGCUUUUCUCCUGACCUAGUCUUGUUCUUGAUAACAACCUCAGAGAAAUUUACAGAUUGGAAUUGGGAAAAGAAAUUACAGGCGCAUUUAUAUCCCAUGAUAUGUAAAUGUGUGUACUAGAGGUACUAUACCUAGACUUUCAGAAAGUAAAAAGCAAAAUUCCUUCUUACGUUGCAGGAGUGCAAUUCUGUAGGAGCUACCAGAGUCACAGCUGCUCUGGCAACUAAAUUGGUUCUGUGGACAAAAGGAAACGCAAGUAUAUUUUCCUUAUGAGUCCCUUCUAACUUGAGAUAGUCUAGGUUUUCAUGAUUCUAUGAUAGCAACAACCCAAAAUUAGCAAUUGCUGUAAGAUUUCUCUUCUCUAUUUUAAACAGGUUUUCUCCCUCAGCCAUUCACUAAGGUGAAUAGAAUCACUUAUAGGCUCAGAUGUACUGCACUUGCAUCUCACAUUCAAACAGAGCAGUGCCGCCUGGCGGUUUCCCGUUCCUGCUGUCCCGGCGCCCCGCCGGCCCGCUCCCGAGCUGGCUUCUGCCUCCAGCAGCCAUCCGUGGCCGAGAUCCUGCAUCCGAGCAUCCGUGCAGGCACAGGCUCCUGCAGCCGCCAGCACUACAAAACCACUGUUAGCUCUGCCGCCAGCUGCCACGUGAACACUAACUAACUUAGUUCACUAACAUGAGUUAAAGCCACUUUCCAGUAGCUUGGAGAUUCUACUGCCCCUUUGGUAACAUUCAAGAGCUGGGCAGGAUUCCAAACUUCAGCAGAUAAGAGAGCUCCUGAAACUCUGCUUGAUUCCUAAUACAUUGUUGCUUUCACAGCUGACCAAAUGAUUUUGUUUAAAAGACUAGCAAAGGCAUUAUACAUACUAGAAGAAAAUGCUGUCAAGCACAACCAAGAAGGUGCCAGCAUAAGUCUUCACCCACUUUUAUCUUUACUGUUUCCCUUGCAUAGGUAGUUUAAUACUAACAUAUUAGAAUCAGCACAUUUUGUGGUUUAUUUUCAAUGAAAGCAAUUACCUGUGAAUAUUUAAUCACAAACACCCCAAAUGACUUAUUUCUGUAUCUAAAAUAUUAAAAACCUUUCAGUA
This is a messenger RNA of Apus apus (common swift), 3344 nucleotides long. Its product is annotated as alcohol dehydrogenase 1. Gene Ontology annotation, biological process: retinol metabolic process; retinoic acid metabolic process. Gene Ontology annotation, molecular function: zinc ion binding; all-trans-retinol dehydrogenase (NAD+) activity. The record is from RefSeq and is a predicted model, not a curated record. The coding region runs from base 639 to 2054 and encodes 471 amino acids. Gene Ontology annotation, cellular component: cytosol. The transcript is spliced from 8 exons. Lineage: Eukaryota; Metazoa; Chordata; Aves; Apodiformes; Apodidae.